This is a messenger RNA of Daldinia childiae, 1914 nucleotides long. RefSeq lists its product as uncharacterized. The transcript has 3 exons. The record is from RefSeq and is a predicted model, not a curated record. NCBI's taxonomy places the organism in Eukaryota, Fungi, Ascomycota, Sordariomycetes, Xylariales, Hypoxylaceae. The coding region runs from base 1 to 1914 and encodes 637 amino acids.
AUGAGUAUUCGUUCAAUUACUCUCGCAGCUCUUGUAGCUACUGUCGAGGUCGUGGCUCAAGAUAUUAGCGUCGAUAUCCCAAGCAACCUUGCCACGAGACCGCUUGUACCUGAUGUCUACGGGUACUCGGUCGAACCAGUAUGGGUUAACGACUACAUUAGCACGCCCCUGGCUAAGAAUCUCCUAAGCGCUAUCGCAAAGAUAACUGGCAAGCCGCCGCCAAUUCGUGUUGGCGGCAACACGGCCGACCAGACUUAUCUACACGACAAGCUGUCGACCGGGAACGACUCAUUCGCCAUCCCGACUCCCCUCACCGCGAAGCAGUUCAACAUCACGCCGAGCUGGUACGACAGCUGGGCAAACUACUUCCCGGAAGACACGGAUAUCAUCUACACGCUCAACCUCGCCGUCAACGACUCGGCGUGGUCCAUCGCCGUCGCGCAAGCCGAAGCAGCGCACAGGUCCCUCGGCAAGAAGCUCGUGCAGUUCGAGCUCGGCAACGAGAUCGACCACUUCAUCAACAAGCGCUGGCGGGACCACACCUGGGGCGUCGCCACCUACAUCGAGCAGUUCCGCAACAUCACCGGCCAGAUCCUCAGCUCGGACUGGUACAAGGCGAUCGACGACGACGACGACAGGCCGACCUUCCAGGCCGGCGUGUUUGCCGACCCCCCGUGGGUCCCCGACCAGCAGGACGAGGUCGACGAUUUUAGCAUCGAGAAUCUGACGCUUGUCGAGAGGAGCGAGGAUCGCGAUAUCAUCGGCAGUUAUGCUACGCAUUUGUACCCGCAGUCGACGUGUGACGGGCCGAGGUGGCUGCGGAUGAGGUUGGAUCUGCUGUCGAACCAUACGGUGCUUUGGCAAGGUGAGUUUUUAAACGUUUCCCAAUACGCCCCCCAAGUCGCUGCGGCCGACAAAGCCGGCGCCCACCUAGUCAUGGGCGAGACCAACUCGGUCUCGUGCAGCGGCAAGAGCGGCAUCAGCGACACCCUGGGCGCCGCCCUCUGGGGCGUCGACUACGUGCUGCUGGGCGCGUCCGUCGGCAUCCGCAAGACGUACUUCCACCUCGGCGCGCAGAGCGAGUACAGCGCGUUCACGCCGAAAACGUACGAGCUGAAGAACGAGACCCUGGGCCCGGGCAUACGGGCUAAUUGGUACGGGCAUUAUUUCGUGGCUAAGGUCGUCGCUUCUACUACCACUACUACUACUGCGGAAGGAGAUGAUAAUGAUAAUGAUACUGAUGAUCAGGAGUUGAGUAUUGCGGCGCUACCGGGGGCGAAUAGCAGUACGUUGAGCGGGUAUGCGGUGUAUGCGGGCUCGGAUGACGAGGGAGAGGGAGAGGGACAGCAGCGCUCCUUGAGGAAACUGGUGUUCCUGGAUAUGGGCGUAUGGAACGGCACCGAGGGUCUAAGCAACAACUCUACGCUCAAGGCUACGGACGGCACGUCGUUUAGCAACGGCACGCGGCCCUCCACGACGAUCAGGGUGGCGACGCCGUGGGCGGCCGGGCGCAAUGUUAGCGUUACGCGGUUGACGGGGCCGGGGACGAAUGCUAAGAGCGGUGUUGCGGUGGCGGGGGUUAUGUUUGAUGGGACGCUCCAUCGGACCAAGUUUUCAAGUCCCAACGUCCAACUUCCAACUUCCAAGUCCCGUAAAGAAACCAUCAUCACCACCGCGUCUCCAUCGCAUCUUCUACCCACCCGCAUACCCGCCCGCCUGCCUCAAUCUCUCCGCGGAAAACAAGAGAGAACUGUCAUCUUGGCACGCUACUGCAGCAUGGGAUGGGAUGGGAUGGGGGGCCAGGUACGUACGUACGUAGACAUGUCCUCAUCGACUGCAGCCAUCCAGCCUAUCGGCGACGGACCCAUCUGGAUCCCAAUAUCCGGGGGUAGCAUGAGAGCAGGCCGGCGGUGA